Molecule: messenger RNA, 3635 nt
Organism: Kogia breviceps (pygmy sperm whale)
Lineage: Eukaryota; Metazoa; Chordata; Mammalia; Artiodactyla; Physeteridae
Source: RefSeq, a predicted model, not a curated record
AGAACAAGUUGGGGAAACCCAGUUCCCCUCUUAGAAGGCUUCAUAUAGAAGUGUGGGGAUCCUAGGAAUCCUCAGAGAGUGAUUCCCGUAGUGGGCGAGGCAUUCUACAGCAUUUCACCCGAGAAGCAGGGACCUGGUGUGACCCUCCUGUGAGAGUGAGCUUCAGCAAUGCUGUAAAAAUACUUUAUGUUGCCACAGACAUCUGAAUUGGUAAAAUGGCAGCCCACGAAGCCUCCCAUCACCAACAGCAGGCAGCACAGAACAGCUUGCUGCCCCUCCUGAGCUCUGCUGUGGAGCCCCCUGAUCAGAAACCAUUGCUUCCAAUACCAAUAACUCAGAAACCUCAGGCUGCUCCAGAAACAUUAAAGGAUGCCAUUGGGAUUAAAAAAGAAAAACCCAAAACUUCCUUUGUGUGCACUUACUGCAGUAAAGCUUUCAGGGACAGCUAUCACCUGAGGCGCCACGAGUCCUGCCACACAGGCAUCAAGUUGGUGUCCCGGCCAAAGAAAACCCCCACCACGGUGGUUCCCCUUAUCUCCACCAUCGCUGGGGACAGCAGCCGAACUUCGUUGGUCUCAACCAUUGCAGGCAUCUUGUCAACAGUCACUACAUCUUCCUCGGGCACCAACCCCAGCAGCAGUGCCAGCACCACAGCUAUGCCUGUGACGCAGUCUGUCAAGAAACCCAGUAAACCCGUCAAGAAGAACCAUGCUUGUGAGAUGUGUGGGAAGGCCUUCCGAGAUGUGUACCACCUCAACCGGCACAAGCUCUCCCAUUCGGACGAAAAGCCCUUCGAGUGUCCUAUUUGUAAUCAGCGCUUCAAGAGGAAGGACCGGAUGACUUACCAUGUGAGGUCUCACGAAGGAGGCAUCACCAAACCCUAUACUUGCAGUGUUUGUGGGAAAGGCUUCUCAAGGCCUGACCACUUAAGCUGUCACGUAAAACAUGUCCAUUCAACAGAAAGACCCUUCAAAUGCCAAUUUUCCUCCCUCAUGCAGACGUGCACUGCUGCCUUUGCCACCAAAGACAGACUGCGGACACACAUGGUACGCCACGAAGGCAAAGUAUCCUGUAACAUCUGUGGGAAGCUCCUAAGCGCAGCAUACAUCACCAGCCACUUAAAGACACACGGGCAGAGCCAAAGUAUCAACUGUAAUACAUGUAAACAAGGCAUCAGUAAAACAGCGUGCAUGAGCGAAGAGACCAGCAGCCAGAAGCAGCAGCAGCAGCAUGUGACGAGCUGGCCAGGGAAGCAGGUAGAGACGCUGAGACUGUGGGAAGAAGCUGUCAAAGCAAGAAAGAAAGAAGCUGCUAACCUGUGCCAAACCUCCACGGCUGCUACGACACCUGUGACUCUCACUACUCCAUUCAAUAUAACGUCCUCUGUGUCUUCUGGGACUAUGUCAAACCCAGUCACAGUGGCAGCUGCAAUGAGCAUGAGAAGUCCAGUAAAUGUUUCAAGUGCAGUUAACAUAACCAGCCCAAUGAACAUAGGGCACCCUGUGACUAUAACCAGCCCAUUAUCCAUGACCUCUCCUUUAACACUCACUACCCCAGUCAACCUCCCCACCCCCGUCACUGCCCCAGUGAAUAUAGCACAUCCUGUCACGAUCACGUCUCCAAUGAACCUGCCCACGCCUAUGACGUUAGCUGCCCCUCUCAAUAUAGCAAUGAGGCCUGUAGAGAGCAUGCCUUUCUUACCCCAAGCUUUGCCUACAUCACCACCUUGGUAAACAGUAUUAUAAAAUCAAAAUAUGGGUUCAAGUAAAUAUUUACCAGCAACUUUUAGUUUAUUAAAGCAAAAGGUAAACCAUGAAAUUGGGAGAUUUAUUACAUUAGUUAUUAAUAGUGUAGUAGCAUUAUUCUCCAAUUUGGCUGGGAUUGUUCAAAGUAGGGUGUGUAUGUCACUUAUCACUGGACCACUUUAGUUUAAUCAGAAAUUCCUUUUAGCUGACAGCAUUGCUUAAACAGGAUAGUAGUUGGCAAGAUGAAAUGCCGGAAUUAAAACCAAUCAUAAAAAAGCAAAACCCACUUCAAAAUUAAAAAGCAGCAUUACUGUUUUGAUCCCAAGAAAUCAUUUUAUUCUGAACACUAGCAGAACUCUUCUCCCCAGGAUGGCUGAUUUUAACCUGAAGUUCUAAAUCCAUGGAUUGAGAGCUAGUGUAAAAUUGUCUGUGUUUAUUGUUUUUAUGAGUAAAUACAUGCAUUGUCAUAAUAAAAUGCAUUUCAGAGAAUAUGCAUUUUACCUUUGGGAAUAUGUUAAUUUCAGGCAGCAUUCCCUAUGGGAAAGGUGAUACCAGCUCUGAUAUGCAAAGCAUAUGAUAAUUUAUCAUUCUAUCUUCAACAUAUAAUAGGGAUUGUGACCUGAUAUUUGGAGAUGUAAAUAUUGCUCAGCAUACUAAUCCUGAUGGAAUAUAGCAUUGUAGUUGACUUUUUAAAAAAAAUUAAAAAAAUAAAAACAAAAUAUACACAUUGUGUUUUGGUAAGAAAAGGCCGCAGCUGACAGAGGAGAAGUCAAGUGUGCGGGCAGGCAGACUCCUAACAAAUGGAGGCCAAUGGGACUUCUAUUCAGAGGUCAAGGAGUACUUUGGAACAGUUAAAAUAUAUUGCUUUAAUUGGAAGACGCUGGAGGCACUGGGAUGUGAUAUGCCCCUCUCUCUCCCAAUCAGAGCCUGUUGAUAUUUCAACAGGGAAAGGUGUGUUAGUUGCUCAUUAGAGUUUAUGUCUUAUAUUAAAUUGUAUACAGUUUUUAUUCUAACCACUAACUAGGUAGUAUGCCCCUUCAGAACAAGCAGAGUGUAUCUUUUUUUUAAAAAAUUUCUCCUGUUUCUUAAUCAAGUAUUGUGCAGAUUUGUUCAACUUUGUAAAUAUGGACAUCACUUUUUUUUCUUUGAGAAAACACUUCUAACAGCUCUGUCGGGUUUUCAGGGAGACAGCUGUCUGCACUCCCUGCAGAAAUCCAGCAAUGAUUGUGCACGUUAAGACAUGUGCUUUUUAUUUCUUAGCAGGAUGUUUUAUCUCUGUACAUAAAGUAGAAACCAAAAGCUAGGGAGACAGAUACUCUUUACACCAUCAUGCCACACAUUAAUGUUUCUAAAGCAUUGUGUUUUGAAAAAAAGUUACUAAAACCAAGAUGCUGUGAUUUUUUUUUUUAAGUUGCAAUAUGGUUUUGGUUUUUUUUCCUUUUUUUAAUCUUGCAGUUAAGAGAAAUGGACAUUAGUUGUGUUAAUCUUGCAGAAUGUUUGCAGGACUGACUAUCAAACUGGAUGACUUCCAUUUAUACCCCACUGUGUCAGUUCAAGCAUCAAAAUACCUUGCAUCUGAGGCAGACUUCCUACAUCAGGGACAGGUAUCUGUGUGUCAUUUUACAAAACAGUUCGAGGGGGUUGAACUACGUAGUAAAAAAAUAAAUAGUACUUAGUGUAAAAUAAUUUUAUAAAUGAUCUUUUGUACUUUAGGACAUUAAAUUGUACAACUUUUGUAUAUAUAAAAGCUUAGGAACUUUCUGUUUAGCAGGAAGGCAACACAUUCCUACACUUUUAAUGUAUAUGUUUGUUAUAAUGUCCAUGUAAACAUGCCCUAUGUUUGUGCCUUUUAAUUAGUUUGUCUCAAUAAACAAAAUGUAGAGAAAAAUA